Messenger RNA from Sorghum bicolor (sorghum), 1974 nucleotides. RefSeq lists its product as uncharacterized. The transcript is spliced from 2 exons. The coding region runs from base 507 to 1736 and encodes 409 amino acids. The record is from RefSeq and is a predicted model, not a curated record. NCBI's taxonomy places the organism in Eukaryota, Viridiplantae, Streptophyta, Magnoliopsida, Poales, Poaceae.
CUGUUUCUCCUUGCCACCAACCGAGCCGAGAGAGAAAACAAAGAACGGGCGAAAGAAAUCUUGGAAAGCUGACCCCCUUAAUGCCAGAUUUCCUCGAGGGGGCCUCCUUUUGCUUCCGCCAGGUUCUGCCAUGAUCAGCGAUUCCUCCCCCGAAUCGAGCAUGCAUUCUUUUUCUGCUGCUGCGACCGUAGGAUCGGCGUAAACCCCACCAAACCUUGGUCCAGCAGCCUCGCCGCGUCGAUUGCAGCAGCAGCCGGCGGCGCGUGCAUUUUGCAACCCCCUUUCCAAGAACUAGCUGCAAGCUUUGUCCUUUUCCGCCUUCCGUCCCCGGAAAUCCCGCAAGAAACUCCUCCACCCAAGAAAAAGCUGGCUCCUGCCAUCUCCUCACGAGUCACGAGUUUGGUGAUGCUUUGAGGCGAGCACAGUUCUUGUGAACGUCGCAGUGGGGAGGGGUGAAAUCCGGGAUCUCUGUCAGUCAGGCUCGGGUGGGUGUUUCCUCGCCGGAGAUGGAGGGGAAUUUGCCGCCGCCGCCAACCCUGAUCCCAGGCGGAGGCGGAGGCGGAGGCGGAGCCCACUUCGAUCUGGGGCAGCCGUUCCACUUCGCCGCCCAGCCCCAGGCGGCGGUCCAGGUUCACCAGGGGGGCGUCUUCGCCGUCCCCGCCGCGAACCAGAUGCCGGAGCUCGGCAAUGCGGUGAAGGUCUCGCUGAGCGACGAGGAGGACGCCGACGACGGCCACCUCGACCACGGCAAGGCGGAGGCGGCCGCCUCCCCGUGGCACCGGGUCAAGUGGACCAGCGGCAUGGUCAAGCUGCUCGUGACGGCCGUGUCCUACAUCGACGAGGACGUCGACGCGGACUACGGGACCAGCAGCGGGAGGAGGAAGCACGCCCUGCUCAAGAGGAAGGGCAAGUGGAGGCUGGUCUCCUCGGCCAUGGCCGAGAGGGGUUUCGCGGUGUCGCCGCAGCAGUGCGAGGACAAGUUCAACGACCUCAACAAGAGGUACAAGAGGCUGACCGAGAUCCUCGGCCGGGGAAGGGCUUGCCAGAUCGUCGAGAAGCACGAGCUCCUUGACCAGGUGAGCCUAUCUGGGAAGCUCAGGGAGGAGGCCAAGAAGCAUCUCAACUCCAAGCAUCUGCACUACGAGGAGAUGUGCUCCUACCACAACAGGAACCGCAUCUGCCUGCUUGAUGAUCCUGCCCUUCGGAGGUUCCUGCGGAUGGCGCUUAGGGGUCCAGAUGAACAGGGAAAGAAGUGCUUGUUUGGCUAUGAUGAUGACGAUGAUCAGAUGUUGCUUUCUGAUGAUGAUGAUUAUUAUGAGGAUGAUGAGUUGCAUGACAAUCUGGAGGCCAGUGCUGAGGAUCAUGGUGUUCACAGAGUUCAUGCCACCAAGAAACUGAAGCAUGAUCAUGGGGAAGGACAUUGUGGGUCUCAUCUGUCUGAAGUUGCAGCCAUUGACAUGAACAGAAUGUUCUCUGAAGGAUCUGGUGGUCCAUCUGCUGAGAAGAAUUUAAGUGCUGUGCGUGCUCAAAUCGAGAGAGAACGUCUGGAUAUAAAAUCUCAGAUGCUGAGAAUUGAACAGAGGCAUUUCAAAUGGCUCAAGUUCAGCAGGGAGAAGGACAGGGAGUUGGAGAAAAUGAAGCUGGAGAAUGAAAAGAUGAAGCUGGAAAAUGAGCGAUUGGAGCUGGAGCUGAAGCUUAAGGAAAUUGAGAUGGGCAUCAAACCAACAAGGAUUUAGUGAUUGCAGGAUGUAAGUGGUAGAGCUAGAGAACUCCUAGAGUUUCUGGUAAUCCUUUUGUCUAUUGCAGUAGCUUACAAAUUAGGAUAUGUCACAUUACAUAGUUUCAUCUUUGCUAACUGCAUAUCAGUUAAGUUAAUGACUCUUCUGUUGUUAAGCGUUUACAAUAAGUACAGUUUGACAUCUGAAUAUGGUGCUUAAUGUUAUCAUGUUAUCCAUCUCACUGCGAUUGGCUGUA